CCUGAAUGUUCUCGCGGCCCUCUGAUACACAAUGUCGUUAAAUAAAAUAGAAAUCCUCCCUACCUCAUCCUCGCACCUCACUCCUGGUUGGGCGUACGUCCCAGACACCCGCUAUGGCAACUCUACUGACACUGGGAGGGCUACCGGGAGGGCUGCUGGGGCUCGAAAACGAGCCGUACGUGACCUGGGAGUCAUAGGAAGGGCAGAGGCGUCUUCUUCAAGACAAAAUACCGCUACUCUAAGGCAUAUUGCGGAACUUGAUCGAGAAAAUCAUAAAGAUACCUAUAUUCCGAUUCCGACGAAGCAGAAGAGCGCGAUAGCGAAAGAUAAACCCAGAGGCAAAACGACAUCCAACGUCCGCCGUAUCCUCCUGUCCCAAAAGACCUUCAAAAAUUACCUAGAUGACGAGGAAGCUGCGCUAGCCCAAGCUCAAUCUCACAGCCCCGCAGCAGGACAACCAUCUUCGACAACUACAGCUGCCACUGCUCGCUCUACACCUCUGAAAUCCAGUAAACCCAGCACGCCACGAACAUCAUCCCAUCCAGCAACAGCAACACCCAACAAGACAAGUAGUACUACAGGCCAACCCUCCGAACCACCCAACGUAGCCUCCUCCCGCGCUUCCACCUCCACCAUACAGAAACCACAACCAAACCAACAACUAAUCGCCUCAAAUUAUGAUAACGACCCCCUUCUCCGCUCAUACAUUCCCUCUGCCCCCUCUGAAAGACUGAUGCAACUGCUCCUCGCAGAGCCACCGCUGUCAUACAACGCCUCCCUUGCAACGGUAGCCCCACCAGACUGUGGCCCGGGGACACCAGCAGUUUCUAAACCACCACGGCACUUUUGUAGCAUAUGUGGCUAUUGGGGCAGAGUGAAAUGUAUCAAGUGCCGCGUGCGGGUGUGUGGGUUGGAGUGUUAUCGCAUCCACGAAGAAACCAGCACAACGUGGUCUACAAGAGACGGCAAUGGGCAACAGUAGGGCGCAAAUGUCAGGGAAUGACUGGCCUCUAGAGGAAAGCUCCCUGUACACAUUCAUACUAUGCCCUCUUCCACUUCUAUAUCUAUGGCGCAGUCCAUGUCCAACACUGAACUGGGAACUUGAGACAUAAGAUUUACCCUGCCUUCUUUGUGUUGAGACCCUUCAUGAUUGCUAUGGGAUCAAUGGCUUGAGAAACCACCAGCCCAGUCUGGUAGGAUUGGGCAACUACGGGGAUAGUUCUAGGCCGGAUUAUUUAGGUACUAUUAAUAAUCAGUGGGUUGGUUAUUAAAAUUUGCAUGGGCUAUGAGGUGUGAAGGCCAGCAGGACCUCGGAUCGGAGGUUAGGAAAUUCUACCCUGGGGAAAGUGAAACCACGUUAUCUCCUUAGGAUAUGGGGAGGGGAAAGGACCAGAGAAGCUGUCGUUAACGGCAUAGAGGUGUGGAAAAUACGAGCCGUGGAGAUUGAGGGGUUCGCAUUAAGACAGUAUUCAUUUUGAUUACUGGUCCACUGUCUGGAGCAAUAUGGACGAAGCGUUAUGAUGUCAGAAAGACCCUGAGAACGUGAGUGAGACGGCUAAGCGACACGGACAGGGGAAUAAGAAAAUGCACUGUAUUGGCUUCUUGAUGUGGUAUAAUAUAUACAUUUAAGAAAGCUCCGACGCAAUAGUCCAUGCUAAGACAUGGAUGAAUUAAAAAAAAUUUAUGUAAUCCCAUGUCUAAACCUAAGAAUGCACUGUUCAUCGCACGCAUUCACCGCCAGACCCAAUAAAAGGCCUAACACUUCAUAUUUAUCCCCAUCCUCAACUCCCCCUCCCGAAUCUCAAACAUGAGCUGCACGCCCACAAAUAGACUCAAACAUGCGCCGAUAAGAUAUACCAGCCCACCCAGACUACCCACAAUCCCACUCACAAGCCCCUUCAAACCGUCAAGUCCCAGCGCAAACCCAACAAGAUUCGCCGCCAUCAUCAGUAAGAUGUUAAAGACUGUGCCCACGCCACACAGCACGCGAUACGUCGUCGGCCGGUCGCGCCAUUUAUGUGCGGGGAAUAAUGUUGUGCCGAUUAUUUCAGGCAGCACGAAGAGGGUGAUGAGCCAACCCCACAUGAGCAGGCGGAGGUUAAUGUCAUGCCACAGCGCGACAAAAGUGAAAACGAGGAGGAAAUUGAGGAGACUGCGCGCUUUGGCAAGGAUGGGAGAAGUCGGCCCACUAUUGCGGUUGUCGUUGCUUGUACCAGUUCUGGCGCGUCUAUCACCACCGCCACCUAGGGGCACAUAUAGAUAUCUGACGAUCCACCGGUUGAAAGAGCGGUGCCAACCACGCCAGAAGGCGAGAGCCGAGUAGUUGUCUGACAUACAGCGGACCAUGUUUUCGGGAGGAUCAACGCCGU
Messenger RNA from Histoplasma capsulatum G186AR, 2369 nucleotides. RefSeq lists its product as uncharacterized. Gene Ontology annotation, molecular function: nucleosome binding. Gene Ontology annotation, biological process: chromatin remodeling. The transcript has 3 exons. Gene Ontology annotation, cellular component: Swr1 complex. The record is from RefSeq and is a predicted model, not a curated record. The coding region runs from base 32 to 982 and encodes 316 amino acids. NCBI's taxonomy places the organism in Eukaryota, Fungi, Ascomycota, Eurotiomycetes, Onygenales, Ajellomycetaceae.